Pungitius pungitius (ninespine stickleback) is the source of this 1219-nucleotide messenger RNA. Its product is annotated as uromodulin-like. Gene Ontology annotation, biological process: neutrophil migration. The transcript has 5 exons. The record is from RefSeq and is a predicted model, not a curated record. The coding region runs from base 75 to 722 and encodes 215 amino acids. Gene Ontology annotation, cellular component: cell surface; apical plasma membrane. Lineage: Eukaryota; Metazoa; Chordata; Actinopteri; Perciformes; Gasterosteidae.
CAACCAGCACACAAACAGGUGAACAAGUUACUCCCUCUGAAGUGAAGAUGCCUCGUGUUCCCGUCUCAAUCUAGAUGAACAACAGCCAAAUCCUCUACAAGAACACCAUCAUGAAGGGGAACGGCUCUCAGAACGGCGUCAUCACCCGGAAAGACCAAGUACAGAUCGACUUCUCCUGCUUCUACACAAAGCCAGACGUCCAGAGCCUGUCCUUCAGGAUCAAAGACAGCUCUGUGGUACUGCAGGUCGUAUCCGGACCUUGGACCUACACCCUGACGAUGGCCGCCUACACCGACGGAGGACUCCAGAACCUCGUGGAGUCGAGCACCGAGCUCCAGCUGAACCAGAAGGUGUGGCUGCAGCUGAAGGCGGACGGGCUGGACGGCGACGCGGUCGCCAUAGUGACCGACUCCUGCUGGGCCACCACCCAGCCGUCCACCGACAGCAGCCCGCGAUACGACCUCGUCAUCGCCGGAUGCCCCAACAAAGCCGACCAGACGGUGACGGUGGAGGGAAACGGACUGGGAACCUCCAACGUCUUCUCCUUCAACGUGUUCCAGUUCUCUGGAGAAACAUCUGCCAUCUACCUGCACUGCAAAGUGGAGCUGUGCCCCAAAGAGGGAACAACCUGUGCUCCGACCUGCCCUGCAAGCAGUAAAAGGAGGCGCAGGUCUUCCAGGUCCAACACUGCAGCCCUCAUCACUAUGGCCUGGAGUAAUUAAAGACCGCUCCCUUCUGACCUUUGACCUGCUGAUUCCUGACAGAAGCUCCAUCAACCAGCCUCAAACCUCACGGCUCUUCAACAGAUGUUUGAAGAUGUUGCUGCUGUGAAACAACGCUGGCAGGUCUUCAUGUGGUCACCUGGGACGAUGCUUUCAUUCAUUCUUUAUAUAUCCAAUGAUUCUUGCUAAUUAUUACGAGAUUUAGAAAUGAAACAUAAUCUCUGGUGAAAUAAAUGAUAGAAAAAUAGAAUGAAAAACCAAUCAAAGAGGGUUUUAAGGGUCUGGUGCUUUAAAUACAUAUUAAUUCACUUCUUUAAACAGCCUGAAUGAACCUGGUGGAAGCAGCAACAGAAUCUGCUGACAUGGAAGUUACUCUGAGUGAAGGUUGUCAGUGCAAACUGUGACUGUUAUUACACAAGGACGUGCUGUUGUUUAUUAUGUUAUUACUAAGAGCAAAGAAAACACCAAAAAUAUAAUAAAGGGAGUGGGAAAAACAA